AUGAUGUCCCACUCAUUCACUGUCCGCGUCCCCGUAACUUCCGCCAACAUCGGUCCCGGCUUCGACGUCGUCGGUCUCCCACUCUCGCUCUACCUUACUCUCUCUGUUACCGUCACCCCGCCAGCUCUUGGAGAUCCUCCACAUCCUCCACGACUGCUCUAUACUGGCGAGGGCGCCGACGAGCUUCCGUUGGAUGCCUACAAGAACCUCACCACUCAUGUCGCGCUAUACGUCCUUCGGUGCCAUCGCGCGCUUCCACGCCAAUCUCUCCAUCCACGCGGGCAAAUUCCCUUUGGACGUGGACUCGGCUCCUCUGGUGCCGCCGUCAUUGCGGGCGUCCUGCUAGCCGACGCAGUCUGCUCACUGAACCUCUCACGCCAGCGCGUGCUCGACUUUGGGCUCAUGGUCGAGCGCCAUCCGGACAAUGUCACCGCCGCGCUUGUCGGCGGCUUCGUCGGCUCGUAUCUGCGUGAGCUGGACCACAAAGCGGAGGAGGCCGCACUCGUGCCGCUGAGCAAAGUUCUCCCCGAGUACCCGCCUGACGAGGACCCCCGACAAUUGGUGGAAAUGCCUGAUCCUGAGGAGCCCAAAAUGUCCGUUCGCAGAAGCCGAUUUCUGGCCUGA
Messenger RNA from Sparassis crispa, 624 nucleotides. Its product is annotated as Homoserine kinase. NCBI's taxonomy places the organism in Eukaryota, Fungi, Basidiomycota, Agaricomycetes, Polyporales, Sparassidaceae. Gene Ontology annotation, molecular function: ATP binding. The record is from RefSeq and is a predicted model, not a curated record. The transcript has a single exon. Bases 1 to 624 code for a protein of 207 amino acids.